Messenger RNA from Seminavis robusta, 1987 nucleotides. Lineage: Eukaryota; Bacillariophyta; Bacillariophyceae; Naviculales; Naviculaceae. The record is from the annotation of a GenBank genome assembly.
GUCCAUUUGGGUUAGACUGAGCCCCGUCAAGUCGUGGGCAAAACACAUCUCGGGGGGAUCAAAGCUCCUUCUCGUCUCAUUAUUUCUCAAUCCAUCGAGAGCGAACAGGACCAGCAAAUUGUGCUGCACUUGAGAGAAAUACAUCUAUCUUUCUUCUUCUUACAAGUCCUUCGAACAAACUCCUCCACGACGAUGAAUCUAUUGCUCGACGUGCUUCAGAAGAACCUCAGUGGCUGCCCGCUCACUCAGGACAAGACAUUGACGCUUCUUCUGGACUCUGCCUACGACGGAGAAGCUACUGAUGCUGACAAGGAGAACAAUCCUUUCUUCCUUACCCUCGGUGAUGGUAGUAGCGCCGUUCUACGAAAGAUCGAAGCCUCUUCUGAUGAGUGCGAUUUGGUCAUUGAAGACGCUGCGGGAGUGCACGGUGUCCGCGAUGAGCGUCACUCGAAGUGUGCUUCCAUUCGAGUCUCCCUACUGCGAGGUACAUCGGACAGCCCCAUUGCCGAUCGCCUUACUUUGGAAGGACUGUGGCGCUCCUACUGGCAAGACAAGGAACGAGAUGAUGAGUUUCAGAAUCUACGUGUGGCUUUCGAAGAGCAAGGAAUCGUCUUGGAACGCACCCAAGUGGCCCUUCAGCACGAACGCGCAGCCAAUCUGUUUUUGAAUCAAGACCUCUCCCAUGAGCGAGCCCAGCGACAGGAACUGGAACGCAAGCUCCAUGAGGCCCAGGAAGAGCUACGUCGAACUCAACACAGUUUGCAGGCCAAGAAGGAACCAUUGUGGCCUCACAUUGGGCCAGUCGACCAUGAUCUCCAGGAACAAUCCGACCGCAUCGGGGACUACAGCUUGGGAAAGAUGUUGGGUGAAGGUUUCUUUGGACAAGUUCGCCUUGGAGUACGUCCCAAGAAACCAACGGACACUGCCACCACGAACCGAAGCGUUGCCAUCAAGAUCCAACAAAAGAAGCGACUCGAGGACCCCGCCGAAUGGGCGCAACUUGAUCUCGAAGUCGGCAUCUUGCAGAAUCAUGGACACCACCCCAACAUCAUUGGGCUGCUUGAUGUCCUUCACGCACCUGAACACAUCUAUCUGGUUAUGGAGCGAGGUGCUUUGGACCUUCAUACCCUGGUGCACGAGUCCAACAUCCGGGAGGUCCAACCAGAUUGGAUGCAGCAAGUGAUGAUUGGGAUCUUGGAGCCACUUCAGUACCUUCACGCCCGAGGAAUUGCUCACCUUGACUUGAAGCCUGAGAACUGCCUUAUUCUAACGUCGGCAUUGGAUAUGAGCGCUGGAUACCCAUGUUUGAAGCCCGGGCAGCGCAUCGAGUCCAGCCAGAUUCGUCUCUGUGAUUUCGGGUUGGCAGCGGUCUCAAAGAACUACAAUGGCACGGACACGACAACCAUAUGCGACGACAACUCUGUCGAGGUCAUUGAAAACCGUAGCGACGACGGUCUCGACGCAAAGCAUGAUGUCCUGGUGAUUGAUCAGCUCUGUGGUACACCGGGCUUCUUUGCUCCAGAGAUGAUCUUGCGCGGUGGUUUCGAGGGUCGAACAGCAGACAUGUGGUCUGUGGGCUGUCUUUUGCUAGAGAUCAGCUUUGGCUAUCCUCGGUUGUGGAUGGAGAGUUACGACAACUACAAUCAAGAUGUUCAAAAGUUCGAGCAGGGGCUCCAUCUCUGCCUGGAGGAGAUUCAACUGUUCUACGACAUUGAAGAAGACGAAGAGUUCAUCAUUCAUGACUUCCUCACCCGAUACUUGCUUCAGAUGAACAUGGACAAACGAGCGACUGCAGCAAAAGCCCUGAAGCAUCCCUGGUUUGAAUUCCGACGGAGCUGCCUUGGCGAAAAUCGAGCGCUCUGUUAACUAGCUCGGUCACGGCAGCGGUGUAGUACAGCUUCAAUAAAACACAAAAUAUAUAGCUGGGACCAUUAAAAAGUAAACAGUCGCUUCACUAGACCCGUAGUUGUACGCCUACCGGUAUCUU